Messenger RNA from Chanos chanos (milkfish), 555 nucleotides. RefSeq names its product fibroblast growth factor 21 (gene fgf21). The record is from RefSeq and is a predicted model, not a curated record. Gene Ontology annotation, molecular function: growth factor activity. The transcript has 4 exons. The annotation marks the transcript as partial. NCBI's taxonomy places the organism in Eukaryota, Metazoa, Chordata, Actinopteri, Gonorynchiformes, Chanidae.
CUACCCAGUAACGAUUUACCGUUUAGCGAUCAGGUGAGACAGCGACAUCUCUACACAGAGAGCAGAAGACAGGGGCUAUUCCUUGAAAUAACCCCAGAGGGCACUGUCAUGGGCUCGCCACUCCUGACCAAAAACAGUGUGCUGGAGUUGCGUUCAGUGAAGGCAGGCCAGACUGUCAUUAGAGGAGUGGCUACAGCUCUUUUCCUGUGUGUCAACCACGCUGGACACCUGAGAGGACAGCAUAUGCACACACAGUUAGACUGCACCUUUCAAGAGCUCUUAUUGGCCAAUGGAUACACCCUCUUCCUCUCCCCACACACUGGACUUCCUGUGUCCCUCCCGUCAAAACUGUCUGGAGAGAGAAGAGGGCAUUCUCUGUCUCGGUUUCUCCCUGUGAGGAGUUCUCUGUGCGGGGGGGCAGGGAUAGAGGAGGAGGACCAGGGGGGUGAUCUGAGACAAAGCUGGGAGUAUAUGAAUCUGGAUUCUGACGACCCAUUUGGUGUGGGGCCGCUGGGGAACACACAGUCUCUGUUUAGUCCUGGUUUGCACAUGUAG